This is a messenger RNA of Komagataella phaffii GS115, 789 nucleotides long. RefSeq names its product Component of the mitotic exit network. The coding region runs from base 1 to 789 and encodes 262 amino acids. The record is from RefSeq and is a predicted model, not a curated record. Gene Ontology annotation, cellular component: cytoplasm; nucleus. Lineage: Eukaryota; Fungi; Ascomycota; Pichiomycetes; Pichiales; Pichiaceae. Gene Ontology annotation, biological process: positive regulation of protein phosphorylation; signal transduction; cell division. The transcript has a single exon. Gene Ontology annotation, molecular function: protein kinase activator activity.
AUGCUAACAUUUAGGAAUUCCCAGACCAUCAAAACGCGGGGAUUCAAGACUCUGACGUCAGACAUUGGUCUGCCCUCCACUCCAGAGACUGCUCCGAAGACCGAGCAACAACCAAGCACAACACACAGGGACAUAAAGAACUACGCCGAGGCCACAUUAGGAUCUGGAAGCUCAUUAGCACAGGCUGUCAAGCUACCAAUAGGAGAAGACCUGGAUGAAUGGCUUGCAGUUCAUGUGGUCAGCUUUUAUAAUCAGAUCAACAUGUUGUAUGGAACCAUCACAGAGUUUUGUUCCGCUCAAACUUGUCCACGAAUGAUUGCCACACAAGAGUACGAGUACUUAUGGCAGCCAAGUGUUAGUUCAAGAACGAGCAAUAUGGGUAGUGCCAGUGGGAGCAGUUCUCCAAGAAAACUAGCACCUGUCUCAUGUACUGCACCAGAAUAUGUAGAGAAUUUGAUGAGCUGGGUGCAGGAUAACCUGGAUGACGAGAGAAUAUUUCCCAACAAAACUGGUGUACCAUUUCCCACAAACUUUCAAACUUUAGUCCGAACUAUGAUGAAGCGGUUAUUUCGAGUUUACGCCCAUAUCUACUGCCAUCAUUUUGAUGAGAUUGCAGGAUUAUCCUUACAGGCCCAUUUGAACACUAGCUUCAAACACUUUGUGCUCUUCUGUAAGGAAUUCAGGUUGAUAUCCACCAAAGAUUACGGUCCACUAAAGGAGCUGGUUCUUAUAAUGUUUGAUGGCAACGACCUCGAUGCCGAUGGAGAUACGGAUCUUACUGACAGUUAA